AUGGGGCUGCUGACUAUUCUGAAGAAGCUGAAGCAGGCGGAACGGGAGAUGCGUCUGCUCAUGCUGGGCCUGGAUAACGCAGGAAAAACGACAAUCCUCAAGAAGUUCAAUGGAGAAGACAUCAGCACCAUCUCCCCCACACUGGGCUUCAACAUCAAGACCUUGGAGCACCGAGGGUAUAAGCUGAACAUGUGGGAUGUGGGAGGACAGAAAUCCCUGCGUUCCUAUUGGAGGAACUACUUUGAGAGCACUGAUGGCUUAGUGUGGGUCGUGGACAGUGCUGACCGCCUCCGGAUGGACGACUGCAGAGACGAGCUGAGGGCUCUGCUGCUGGAGGAGAGAUUAGCUGGAGCCACGUUACUCGUAUUCGCCAACAAACAGGAUCUGCCCGGAGCACUGUCCAAGGAGGCCAUCAGAGAGGCUUUGGCUCUGGACGACAUUAAGAGCCAUCACUGGUGCAUUCUGGGAUGCAGUGCUGUUACUGGGGACAACCUGCUGAGCGGCGUGGACUGGCUGCUGGAUGACAUCGCAGCCCGGAUCUUCACAGCAGACUGA
Molecule: messenger RNA, 555 nt
Organism: Knipowitschia caucasica
Lineage: Eukaryota; Metazoa; Chordata; Actinopteri; Gobiiformes; Gobiidae
Source: the annotation of a GenBank genome assembly